Nymphaea colorata (pocket water lily) is the source of this 6169-nucleotide messenger RNA. RefSeq lists its product as uncharacterized. The coding region runs from base 732 to 4838 and encodes 1368 amino acids. NCBI's taxonomy places the organism in Eukaryota, Viridiplantae, Streptophyta, Magnoliopsida, Nymphaeales, Nymphaeaceae. The record is from RefSeq and is a predicted model, not a curated record. The transcript has 17 exons.
CCUCCGCCCUCGCCCCCCGUCUAUUUAAGACCGCACCAAUCGUGCGCGUCCGCGCAGCCACCGAAUAUUCGGCGAUCUUACUUCCCCCAGUCUCUCUCCUCCUUUUUGCUCACCCCCGACGAUCGCUUGCCGUCCGAUCGUCCCGGUCGCGGCCAAUUGCGCCACGCUUCUCCUCUCGCCUUCCCUUCCCCCCUCUUUUCCGUUCUUCCCCAAUCCGACCUAGGGUUUCAUGAUCCCAUCCAUCUGCUCCAUCUCCAAAACCCUAGACCUCGCUCCACCCUAGAAUCUCGUCCACCCGAGGUCAGCGAGGAUCUUCGGCGAGUGUGGCUGCCUGAAUUCGGCUGAGUUUCGGAGAGUUUUGCCGGUGGGUCACGGUUCCUCCGGUGGGAUUAUCCGUCGGGUCGAGAAGUUUUUGGCGGUGUUUGCGGGUGAAUUUAGAGGAAUGUCGUCCUUUUUGUAGCUUGACUUUUGGUUUCUUGUUAGUUGUUGAGAAUGGUUGCAGCGUCGUCGGGGAGUAUUACUGGUCGAUGGGCUUAAUACUCGGAAUUCUUGCUGUCGCUGCUUGUUGCUGUCCUCUUUGAAGUGUGUUCGAUCUCAAUGCUGGUCGUGCGUGUGCAUUCUUGAUCAUGGUCACUUGUUGGUUUGGAACUCGGUUAUCUGUUAUGCGGUUCGAAGAAUACUGGGGGUGUUUAAUGCGUUGCCCGGUAAAGAACCAGUGACUAAUAGCGCUAAUGGCAUCCAGUGCUCGUUUUGAUCCUGUUUCUGGGAGCCCAGAAGGAUUAGCUCUUCCUGCCAGCUAUUCCAAUGGGCAGCGUGGAACAUUUUCGGCUGGUUCGUUGGACCGGUCAGGCAGCUUCCGCGAGGGCAGUGACGGUCGCACGGCAAACACUGGUUCCACAUUAUUUAGAGGCGAUGUCUCCUUGUACGUGGACAUGCCACCAAUGACCCAAUGUUUGAACCUUGAUCCAAUUUCAUUUGCUGAACAGAAGCUUACUCGAUUAGAGGAGUUGAAGAAAGUCCUGGGUGCUUCUAGCAUCGCAAAUGAAGACGGUGCGGUGGGUGCUGUUCUUCAUGCGAAGCCUCUUCCUCAAAUGGUGUUGGGGGAACUGAAGCGUUUUAGAUUGAGCAUUAUGGAAAAUUCUGCGCGAGCAAAGGAGAGAACAAAAUUAUUGAACGAGUCCAUAACAAAGCUGGAUAAAUAUCGUCACGCUCUUUUGUCUCGGAAGCGACCACGGAAUGACGGACUGCCAAAUGAAAGGUCCAAUAGUUUGCUCCCUGGAGAUCGUUCUGCUCAAGGAACCAGCUUUAAAAUGGGGCCACAGAAUCAUCAACUGUUAGGCAGUGAUCUUAUGUCUCCACGGUCUGAUGAUAGGACUAAAAAUAUUAUUCCUAAUAGGCGUAUACGCACAUCAUUGGUGGAAGUACGGGCUGAGGGGCGUAACAGUUCAUUAUCUCGGCCAUCUGGUUUUGUUGAAAAAGAUCGUGAACUUUUGAGGACGACAAAUGGAAUGUCAGCUCAGGCUGAAGAAAAAGCUCGAGGUCUUGCUCCUGGUGGUGAUGGCUGGGAAAAGAAGAUGAAAAGAAAACGUUCUAUAGGAUUGGCUGUUAGUAGGCCUUUAGAUGGUGAUCAAGAUCAUAAGCGUAGCAUGCAGCAGAGGCUUAGCAAUGAAAAUCGCUCUCGGCUCAAUGAUGUCCAUGGUUUCAGAUCAGGAUCUGCCAAUGCAAUUGUUGGAGUUAAUAAGUUGGAUAUUGCUACCCAACCAAGUGGAUUAAAUGUUCGCGCUAUACCAAGGACAGAUCCAGAUAAUAUUUCUGCAGACAGAAAAGAUCGAAUUAUUGGAUCAGAUAAAGAGAAGACAAUUGUAAAGGCCAUCUCCGAGCAAAAUGCCCGUGAUGGCAAUCAGCUGGGAAGUCCUAUCUCUGUUGCAAAGCUAAAGGCCUCCAGGGCCCCGCGUACUGGAUCUGGGGCACUAUUAAAUUCAUCCACUAACUUUCCACGUACUGGUGGAGCACUUGAAGGAUGGGAGCAGUCUCCAACCUUGAACAAGGCACAGGGAAUAAGUACACUUAACAACCGCAAACGUCCUUUAUCUGCUCGCUCCUCUUCACCUGUAACUCAGUGGGGUGGUCAACGACCACAGAAGAUAUCACGUGUUGCUAGAAGAACAAAUUUGGUCCCCCCGGUUCCAAACAGAGAUGAAGCUCAGUUACCGACUGAUGGCUUUCCCAAUUCUGAUACAGGGGCUAGAUUGAUUUCUGUAGAUGCUAAUGGAUCUGGACAUCCAAAACGUGCCUCUAACAUUUCACAGCAUUUUAAACUGAAAGUUGAAAAUAUUCCAUCCCCAGCUGGAUUCUCAGAGAGUGAGGACUCAGGAGCUGUUGACAAAUCUAAAGAUAAAGCAAGGAUAAGUGGUGAAGCAGAAGAUAGGGCUGUCAGUUCUAUCCAGAAGGCCACUAGUCUUGCUCUGACAUCAAAGAAGAACAAGGUUGUUACAAAAGAAGAGCUUGGAGAUGGUGUUCGGAGACAAGGAAGGAGUGGAAGAGGUUUGGCUUCAUCACGAAACUGCUUGCCUCUUUCUAGGGAGAAAAUGGAUAAUGCCUCUAACCCAAAGCAUAGAAGCACAAGACCUGUUCCUGACAAGAUUGAAAGUAAGUCAGGACGCCCUCCUACUAAAAAGUUUUCAGAUCGCAAGGCAUCUGCUCGUCCUGGGAAUGUAGCAAACAUCUCACCAGACUUUAAUGGCAAAGCAGAUGAUGAUCGUGAAGAACUUAUAGCAGCUGCUACUUUUGCUCAAAAAGCCAGCUAUAAUGCUUGUUCAAGCCCAUUUUGGCAACAAAUUGAGCCUAUUUUUGCCUUUGUAACACCAGAUGCCAUUGCCAGCUUGCGGGAGCAGAGGAGAUUAGCCGAGGAGUUGGAGAAUAGUUUGUGCUUCAGGACUGGCACAGACCAGAACGGCAAGGAUCAGUCUGUUCUUGAUUCAUUCACAACAUUUCCUGACAUUGUGUGUGAAGAGAAACAGCCAGUUCAGUCAAAUGAAGCAAUACUGAAUGGAUUGGGCAGGAAAGUGAGUUCUAUUGAUGAAUCACAAGAUGUAGAUGAUGGGACAAUAGAAACUAACAGCUGGUUUGAGAAGAUCAUUCCUCUUUCACAGAGGCUUCUUGCAGCUCUGAUUGUUGAAGAUGAUAUUAGUGAAGCUAACCAAAUUGAGGGAGUCGACAAAGAUAAUCAUCAUUAUGCAAGUGAUUUUUCUCCUUGUGGUGCUUCUGAUCAUAUCCAUAAUGAAUCCAGAGGCAUGGACAGAAUCAAAUUUGAAAUUGAGUCUGAAGGGGAGCUAAAGAAUCAUAGGUAUCAUUCCCAUGACAACUUCUCAUGUGAUGGAAGCGCUAUAUCAAAUGGUUUUAGAAGCCCAAAAACACAUAAUUUAGCAUAUAAAAAUCAAGAAGAAGUGGUGCAGCAAGAUUGUUUCACUCCACAUUCUGAUGUUGGUGAGCAGCAUAGAGCUAAUGGAUUGCAGCCUACUCAAACAGAUGUUUCUGGUAUCACUUUGGUUGAUUGCUGUUAUCAGCAGAUGUCACUGGAUGACAGGAUAUUGUUGGAGCUUCAAAGUAUUGGAUUGUUCCCAGAAACAGUGCCUGGUCUGUCACAAGGGGAAGAUGAUGAGAUCACUAAAGAUCUCUCUAAACUUCAAAAAGACUUGUUUCAUCAGGUGAAGAAAAAGAAAAGCCAGCUGUACAAAUUGGAGAAGGCUGUUCUUAGAGCAAGGGGGCUUGAAAAAAGGGAUCUUGAACGUCUGGCAUUGAACAAGCUUGUGGAUGUAGCAUACAAAAAGCAUAUGGCUUGUCGAGGUGGUAAUGCAUCACAUAAAAGUGGAGGCAGUAAGAUAUCUAAACAAGUUGCUGUAUCUUUUGUUAAGCGGACACUUGCCAGAUGCAAGAAAUAUGAUGAGACGGGUACAAGCUGCUUUAGUGAACAUCUCUUCGAGGAUGGAUUUCUGGCUGCACCAGCAUGCAGCUCUGACACAAAAUGCAUGGAUAGUACUAAGGAUGGCCUUACUCUCAAGCCAUGCCUUGAGUCUCCAGCAAGUCAACAUGAGUCUAAGGCCACAGGUGUCUUGGCUUCUAGUCGUGCUAUAUCAAUCGAGAAUUGUGGGCCCCAUAGUCUCAACAAAGAUUUAUCUGGUGCAUCUGAACAUGCUGGUCAUUCGUCAGACCAAAGUUUUGGUAAAGAUGAGCCAUGGCCAAACCGAGGAAAGAAAAGGGAAUUAUCACUCGAUGCUGUUGUAAGCAAUGUAGCAAGGGGUACGGCAAACCUCAGCAGUAGUCUCAUGGGUGGAGCAAAAGGAAAGAGGAGUGAAAGAGAUCGGGAUCACAACAGAGAGGGAAUGAUAAGGAACUCUGUAACAAAAACUGGUAGACCAACAAUAGGCAGUGUCAGGGGUGAGCGCAAAACUAAGACAAAACCUAGACAGAAAACAGCACAAUUAUCAAAUGCUGUGAACGGUCUUCUCUGUAGUAGGCCUUCUGAAGUGCCAAGUCCCAUGUUCAAUUCCAUAAAGGAAUCCAGUGAACCAUCUGUAAGUCAGAGCACCAAGGUCCAAGAAGUCCUACCCAACCCUUCUGUUGUUGUUGCUCAAGAUCCUCUUGAUCCUGAAGGAGCUAUUGACCUUACACAUUUGCCUUUGCCUGCAAUAGAAGAAUUGGGUGUUACUGAUGAUCUUGUUGAUCAAAGCCAAGACUUGGGUAAUUGGCUAAGCUGUCCAGAUGAUGUCAUGCAAGACCAUGACAAUGAUUUCGAAGGCCUCGAAGUUCCUAUGGAUGAUCUGUCAGAAGUUGUCUGAUUCUCUGCUGUACAUCCUCUCGCAUGGUAUUAGGUUCCAGAAAAUGUAUCUGAAAUUUUAACCAUCUAGCGAAGUUAUCCACCUCACAUGCACUAGAGCUUGUAUAGUCAAGAGGCCAUUCUUUUAAGAUACUUGUAAAGCAAGUAUGGUAUUUUCCAUCGUGAUAAUUUUUUGUUUUCCCUUUUUAACCCCAUUCAAGUCCUAUCUCGUUUGAAAAUAUUUGCUUCCAGGUAUUGGUUUCUGCCAACGUUGAUUAUAUCUUAUUACCUAACUGCCGAGUCUUGUAGCCUUUCACUUGUCAGCCUAGUGCCAUGCUACUUGUACAUUAAUUUCUCUUAAUAAUACUGAUAUUUUUUUUCUUUAGAAUUUGUAUUGUUGUAAGUCUCAUGUAUGAAGCAGUUCUUUGUGCCAAUUAAGAACUCUUUCUCUCUCUCUCUCUCUCUCUCUCUCUCUCUCUAUAUAUAUAUAUAUAUAUAUAUAUAUAUAUAUAUAUAUAUAUAUAUAUAAAUGCAUAUGUAUAUAUAUAAAUGUGUUUAGACACACACACACACAGAGGAGAGACAUAGAUGAUGCUUGAUUGAAGAUGAUGUGCUUUUCACUUGAGGUGUCGAUGCUAUGAUUCUUUUUGAGCACGGUUGUAGACUUUGGAAGAAUUCAUUUUUCGAUCUAAAGAGGUAAAUGUGCUGACAGCGUGUAAUUUUGCUUUAUCUUUUGAAAUUUUUAUAUUGAUUUUUCGAAUUGGAAAACAUAUUACCAUUGUGCUUUUGCCACCUAAAAAUUCCUACUUGUUCUUUUAUUUUAUAUUUGUAGGCCAAUUUGUUGGACGGUUUGGUUCUCUGGAAUAUGGAUCUGGUAGAUGCUAAUCCAUCUGGAGUGAAGAAAAGGGUUGUAAUGCCCAUUUUGCUUAGGCUGCAUUCCUGGUUGGGCGAAUGAAUAGUGACAAACGCAAGCGCUUCCAUCAUCAGUAUAUGCCCAGGAAGCAAGCAUUAUGCUACUACAGAUGCUUCAGUUUUAUCCUUUUCUGACACGAUUUCUAUCGUCAUCGGGACACCAAGGUGCUGGAUCUGGCCGCCUUCCGACUCUUUUGUUCUUGAGCAACAUAACCUUGCUGGGUAUCAAAAGAUCUAUAGUUCCACACUAGUUUAAUGAUUGAUAAUCUGUAAAGAUCUACUUGAGUUGGGUUUCUGGGGUUAUGUUUGAUGUAUCAGGUUCUAUUCUCCGUUAAUUUUGUUUUAGGUUAUUCUCUAUUCCUAUUUCAUUCUCCCCUGCACUUCACAUUAACUUUUUCUCGAUUGGCAAAAUUUUAGAAGAGCAACCAGCUUGUGGGUUGA